AUGACUUCCUUCGCGAAGGCCUGCGUUGAUCUGUCCAAUAACUUAAAACAUCUGCGCUUCUCCAACAAAAUCUCCGUCCCCCACCAGGAGAUUAUGCAGCAUUCUUCCGCAACUGUGGCCAUGUCCGGUCCUCUUUCUGUUGUCUUUGCAAGUUUCUCCGAACACGACCUAGGUGCCGCAGCCGCCCUUGGCGCCGUGAAGGAACUAGAGUAUGAGAACGAGGAAGAGUUUGACUCCCUUUAUCGAGAGGCUGCCGAUGUCCACUCUGGAGCCUACACCAAUCACACCUUCGCUUCGGAUCCCCUCCUUUCUAUGAAUAGAUCACGUUCAACUCGCAGCAAGAAGACGCCCAAAACACGCACUGACUCCAAGGAAAUCCCCAGUGGCACCAGGAGACAGCAGCAGCCGGUGGAGUCUCCAGUUAGAGGGCCUGCAAUCUCAGAGCCAACUCUUACGAGGCCAGUGGCAAAGAUUCCAGCCCAAGAACAACAGCCCCCAGUUCCCCAGAAAUCUAAUCUGGAGGAAGCUCGGGAAGAAAGUAAUCCCCUGUCUAACGGAAAGAAGUCAAUUCACAUCUCCCUGCGCAUGUCGGAGUUACGCAGUCGAUACAUGAACUCCUGCCGACAGGGCACUGCCGCUGAGCGGAGUCGUAGUGCCUCCUUCGGCCAGGCGAGCUCAGCAGAUUCGCCGCUGAUCCGUCGGCGGGGAACCUCAGUGGCUGCCAUCAAACAGCGUCUCUUCAGCCAGGGCAUGAAAAUUGACCCAGUUCCAUCCGAAACCAGCCGCCCGAGAAGCACUCGGUACCGCGACUUCAUGAGACGCCGGCGUCGCACAAAUUGCGCCUGGUCCCUCGCAUCUCUCUGGCAGCACGAAAAGACUCUUAAGUGUCUAUUCGUCUACCUUCGGGGACGAGACCUGUUGAACUGUUCCCUCGUCUGUCGCCGCUGGUUGGCUACCCUCGUCUCCUGUGGCUACUUGGGCCGUUUAGGCAUACGUCUAGAUUUGCAAGAAAUGUGUCGUGACCUAACAGUUGAAAGUCUUCCCGCAUCGGCUGCUCUGGAAGCCCGUCUGGAGGACCGUCUGAAGGCACUCUACCGUCGUCAUCUCACACAAAUUAGACUGAUACUCGCCAAGGAUGAUCAUAUGGUGUGUUUUAUGAAUGCCUUUGCCGCCACCUUCCGGGAAUUCUUUCCCGAGUGCUUCGGUAGUUCCAUCUUCUCCAGCGGCACACAUCCUAUCUUCUCUCAGGAAUCCAGCCGUCUUCGUCUUCUGGAGGGUAGUUUUACUUCGUCAGUGGUCAGCGCAACAGUCGGCACCGCAGCCUUCCAAUCCGCGCCUGAGUUGGUUCCCGCCUGCAAACCCAGCGUCACCACUGACACCACCUUGAGUCUUGAAGUCUCCACGAACAACAUCCAAGUGAACUGCCAUUUCUGUCCCACGAAGACGGCCGCCGAGCCUGCAGGAAGUCCGAGCGAUAGUUUAAACUCCUCCGACAUCAGCUGCGACAGUGUAUUCGAUGCUGCUGCUGCUGCCGGCAGUCUGAGCUCUUUUGGCGCCCCCCGGCUGGGCAGGGUACAGAGAGCAGCCCUCAGAUUUGGUGGGGGUCUCACCUUUGAAAAUCGAUUUUCCACCACUCACUGGCCAGCAGGUGCAGCUGGCCCUCCCCUUUCAGCAAGUGCGCCUAGCCAAUUGCCUCAGAGUCGCACUCGACAUGUGGUGGAGCUCAUUCUGGACAAUUGCUGCCUAACAGACAGGAGCUUGAAGCAACUGAGCCUUGUGGUGCAUACGGUAACUCACUUGAGCCUCAUCAGUUGCAACGACCUUACGGAGAUGGCCCUCUGGUCUUGUCUUCGUCCCUGGAUCACAAACUUCAGCGUCUACGAUUGUAUUAAUUUUUCUGACGAGAGUCUUAGUGCGGUUCUUCAGUUACUGCCUAGCCUACAAGAGCUCAGUAUUCAGGCUUAUCACGUGAGUGACUUGGGACUGACGUACUUCACGAACCUUCAGCGGCAGAAUUUGCGCAGGCUAAAGCUAGAGCACUGUUUGGAAUUAACCAAUCAUGGGAUGCUCAAUCUGGUAAGCGCGUUGCCGCAUCUGCAACAUCUUAGUUUGGCCGGCUGUUCUAAACUCUCUGAUGAUGCUGUGGAUACUCUCUGUGAGGGCAUGAGGCAGCUACGGAGUCUGGACCUCUCCUACAUCUCAAAACUCACCGACUCGGGCUUGGAGUGCGUUGCCUGUGAUUUGCUCAACCUCGAGACCCUCAUUCUUGAUAGGUUAGUUCCGCCCUUAAAUAUCUGAGAUGCCUGGUGCAUCCUCAAGCAAUCUUCUAGUUUGCUGUGUUUGUUUGGGUCGCUUCGGGGAGCUUGUCUCUCCAGUACGCUUGAACUAUGCGCACAUUGCAUUUAGACAGACGGUAUAUCAUCAUUUGAAUUAUUCUCUUCAUUAUGACAACCUCAAUGGCAGGGCUAUUGAUACUCAGGCUGUCAUGCUCAUAGCAUGCGCUGGACCUCGCGACGCAUACAAUUCAUUUCCUGACUAUGCUAUCCAUCUGAAAUUAUUUCACAGGACAGUCGACAAUCCGAGAAAUAGACCUAAACAUACCCAAAAAUCACAUAAUAUUACAUAUAAAUUGAGAGGUUGUCUUUCCCAGGAUGACCUCCUCACUGCUGAUCUGAUCCUGAGAACUCGACUGCCUAUAGUUUCUGGCCUAUCUCAUGAAAUGCUAGUCAAAAUUAUGGACAUUUCUCGAUCAGAAAGGAUUAUUUGGUUUGCGUUAUAAUAUUACUUCUCAUGCAACAUAAUCCCAAAAUAUUUCAGUCACACACUUAUGCCCGUUUUAAAGGUCUUUUUUGACUGCCUGUAAAAAUUCGCACGCACUGAAAUUGUCUACUUAGGUCUUGGGAAUUGUUUCGAGUAACGUUUGAUAGCCUUUUUGGCAAGAGUAUGGUUUAUGGCUAAAUUUACUCACAUCAGGGAGCAUUUGUGUUGCGCAAAGGAGCUAUGCAUCUAAGAACUUCGUGGUAUCACAAAUUUCGGUCUUCAACUUUGUCGCCAUUUAAAAAUAUGGCGCUAUUUUUACCACCUAAUUGUAAACGUAGAUGAAUUUAAUGCUCGUUUGCUGACAUUAUCAAAAGGGUACUGCAUUGUCGUAUUUUUCCUCCGAUGGCCACCUUAACGCAUCUUGACCACCCUCACAGGACAGCCACCGCAAGGCCUUUUUAUUUCUUCUUCUGACACAUACAAAUAAAUAUCACCAGUUAUUUUUCUUUAGCACAAUUGCUCCCCGGAGUAAGUAACCCCGAUCAUAAACCAUAUGCUUGCGCCCUUUUUAUUUCAAAUAUAUUUUUCAGAAACCGCGCAAAGAAGUUGUAUUUCCUGUACUCAUUUGAUAGUCAACCACAUCUUCCUGAAAGUUUUUACUCGAAAAAGGGGAUAUUUAGGUUUCUAAAAAGUUCUUUUAGUUCCACUAAGUUUGAAUACAAUCCGCUGUUGCCUUUGCAUCUAGGGUGUACGAUCAGCAAAUCGUAUGCUCUCUGUAUAACAAAAAAUCUUACACCUUUUAAUGCCACUAAGAAGAUCAUGUGUAGAGCUUAUUGAACUUUGAAAUUGAUGUCGACUAUUUUAUAUUCUUCAUAAUUAUCACCCCUAGACGGACGGAUGUUAUGUUAUUUGAUUUUCAUAAUUAAAAACCCUCCUUAAGCCAAGAAGUGCCCUUUUCGUGCACGAAAUUUGAAGAACACGUAAUCGGCUACUAUUUGAGUGCAGGAAAUUUAUUUCUGUGCAUGAUUUCCAUAAAAUAUAUUCAAAUUUAUGAGAUCAUCGAAAAUCAAUUGGCGAACGCCCAUACUACUUAAGCGGUCGCCGAUCGCAGGGACAAAAUAGUUUUGCAAAUUAACUAUACGGAAUAUUCACCCAUGCUUUCAGUCUCUCCAAUAGAUUUAUGUGAAAUAUAUUGCAGUCAAGUCUCAAAGAACAGUUGAAAAACUGCAACACUGUGUGGGGGACGUUGAUAGAUUGUUCUUACAUAUACAGUUGUGGACGCAAUAUAUAACAACAGAUUAAAACAACCGACUGCUUUAUACGACAACAUCAUGGAAUACAUCUCAGACGUAAAAGAGUACACAGGCGUGGUCUGAGCACAGAAAAGUCCGCAGGCUACCAUGAAGGUGCGGCAUUCAACAAGCGAUUGCGCUGGUUGCACAGUCAAUGGUCUCCUUCUCCAUAGUACUGGGCCUUCCAAGCAAAUCGACAGACCGAACAUCUUUGUCUAGAAGGUGACUCAAAACAGCACAUUUGGAGCGAGUUUGGACGGUUUUCAGUGAUUGCCCUAAAAAUGACCUUCUCAGCUUUCUGUGGCCAAAUGGCUUUGCAUGCGUGCCAGGCGUACUUCCAUUCGCAAUAAUGUGUACUGUCACUGAAAGGGACAUAGCGAAUAGUGUCAGCAACUGCACUUCCUUACCGCUUUCGGUCAGGGUAAAAUAUCCUGUCUAGUGAGCAAAUUGUACGUGAGCAUGAUCUAUCUACAUGACUAUGAAACUCCUUCUCGCAGGUCAUGGUGUGUGAAGUAGCCCAUCAUAAUGUCUUAGCGCUUUUCAAUCUUGUCAAUGAAUAUCAAAACCUUUAGCACAGGCAUAGAGAUUCGGCGCACUGAUUCAGAAUGUCCGAAUUUUCUAGUAAUCGGGAAGAAUUUGUUCUUUGGACGACUUGGUUUUAUUUAACUGCAAAUCCUAUAAGCAGUUUUGUUUCCAUCUUAAACUUGCUGAGUGCACACAGAUGUUUGGUUCGUUUACAGUUUAGCCUUCCUGAGCAGCUGUCUAUGGCUUCCAGCUAUAAACACACCUAUAAACAAAGCCACAAUCUGCCAGCUAUACCGCAGGUGACUCGAUGUGUAAAAAUUGGUAAUCCACUUAAGAGUGCGAGUGAUCUGUCGCCCACCCGGACUCUCCUUAGCUGGCGACUACAAAGCACAGUAGCACAUGCAGAACACUGUGCCACUGGAGGUAGAGCUCUGGUGAUGGACGCAGACGCCUCAAUGAUCAAAAGGAUUGUUGAUGCUAUUACUUUUGUCCGUUUAAAGCAUGCGUUACGGCACGGUAGCCCUGUGAAGGAAAUAAACAGCAAAUUGAAGGACAUUGGAUUAUGGAGUAAAAAACUGCCUUUAGAGUAGAGCCGAGAAACAACUAGAAGCUGUCGCAAGUUCGUCAUCACUCCUCAGUUACGGUCGGACUUCAAAUUUACAUAUAAUUUUAAAAAUGCUGCUCUCAUGAAAAUUGUUUUAUAUUUAGUGUAUCAAAAUACCUCCAAGACCCGAGCAUAAUUCAUAGCGUUGACAAUUUCCGUUAGCUUAUUAUGAUUUCGUCACUUCCAUCAUGCUGAUAGAACCCCUCAGAAGUGUAAAUGUAUGUUCAUUAAGUUACUAUUGGUCACAUAUUUUAUUUCUCAUAUCGAUGGAUCGUCUGAUCCUCUAGACUCCUAGAGGCCUCCAGUCUUUCUGAUCUCAACUGUUGGACCUUUGCCAUUUUCCCAAUAAGAAACUUGAAUGAGCACACAAAAGUUGUUACCUAUCGCAAAGAUUUUGUGUAAAAAAUGUUGCAAUCUGCAAUUCUUCACUGCGCUUUACGGGGAGUACUGAGGUAGUAUGGUUACUCUACUUUCUCACUUUAAACUUGGAUACCUUUUGUUUUUCCGGAUGUAAGCAAAGGCUUUUCGAAUAUAUUUUGCAUCGAUUUACGUUUCUGAAGAACGUAUUGAUUUUUAUUCCUUUUGGAAUGCCGCUAUGUUAAAACGUGGUACCAACCAAGACAUCUAAGUUUGAGUUCUUACCCUGCAAUCAGGUCUAAUUCCGAUAUUAUUCUGGAAUAAAAAUAGGGAACACGGUGUUUCCAUAAACGAAAGAUACUAUAGACUUAUUGUCUUGUUCAGUAAUACGGGCUUAAACAAAUGUUCCAUAAUAAAGGUUUUUUUAUCAGCAAAGGUCGAUGAACAGUUUCGAAAUCAGACCUAUCUCGCAAGUCGUGAUCGUUUGACCGACAACCUAAUUUGCAUUGUUUUUAAAUUUGUGCGUUGUUACAGCCUACGCAAUCGAUAGUAAAAGAAUAAACCUGGCGAUCCGUUUCUGGUUGAGAUCCCUUUAAAAUGACAGUUAGGUGGGAAUUUUGUGGCUUCUUUUCUGAUGCUGCCAUUGGACGCACUUCCAUUAUCUGAGUAUUCAGCAAGAAAUAUAAGGCUCGAGUACUUCUUCAAAUGAGUAUAUUGCAAGGAAGUAAAAUUUAGUUUAGCCAAGAUUCCACUAAAUGUUAGGGUUUUCCAUCAUCAGCAAGAUACUACAUUUCUUCGGAAAACACAUUUUAUCACUUAUUAGAGUCCAACGCACUUGGUUUCUGCGAAACCCCGUUGUGGUCAACGGACGUGCUUUUGCAUACAGAAAGGUUUACAAAAAGGGCAUUCAGCGUUUUGUGCUAUUUAAUCCCUAGCUAACAGCGUUCUCAAAAUAGUGGAAGGGAGGUUACCGUACAGACAGACAGGCGGCUUUGGAGACAUAAACAGAAAAUCUUUCCCACACAGCUUAAUGUGGCCGGCCAUCGGAAGUUACAGGGCACCUGCCGAAUUUUUUUAAAAAUCGACCGAAAAUGGAAGGAAAAAUUAAUAGCCGCGGAACGUACUUGUGACCCACUUCCGCCAUGGUGCAACGACACCACACUGGUUAUAUUUAGGACCGACUAAAGCGGCUCGACUCACUACAACAGUGCUUUAUUUUAAUGUAAUAGAGGCUGGAGUAAGUGUUGUUGAUUACGUCGCCGUUUAGACCCUAACUCCAUCGUCAUGCGCUCUGCUGUUAAGUACUAUGCCCAUUAUCUCGUCGAAUUCGAUCAGAAACUGUAAUUAACACGGAAUGAAUGGUCACAGACUUGAAUUUAAUAGGGGACAUGCUAGGUCUUUUGUGCUUUGGGGCUUCAGGCUAGAGCGACGUACAGUGUUGCGUGGGAAACGCCAACAAAAACAGUGAGAUUGACAUCCCUCCUGCAUCCUUAGCUGUCGCCGUGUGACUCCCUGCGACGAUUCCGGAUAGAAAUUUCAACGAAAAUUAGGUUAAUCACGUUUCGCGCCUCACCUCCAUUUGACUUUCAUUUUUAUUUUUGUUGUGGAUGUUUCAUGGUUGAUCCUCUAUCCUAUAAAAGAUCGACAACAAUUUUAUAGAAUUACGUGGCGGGAAAUCAUGCUAUCUGCCGACUUAGGAACUGUAACCUUGGGAUAUUUUGGUCAUUUAUGCACUCAGUAAUUCUUCAAUUUAAAAACACUUUCAAAUACGUUCUAGGCAUUUGGUUUACCUGGCACUUACGUUCCCAGUAGCAUUUUUUCCUCCUAUUUUCAUCUUUCCAUUUCUACUCAUCGUAAUUUUACACUCUUUGUGUAAGUAUUCUUAGUUUUGAGGAGGACUAAUAAACGGCGAGCUGCGCAGUAUGAAUGCAUUUCCCAGUUAGCGUAAAAAUCACAGGCUUUUUUCGAAUCAAAACUUACUGUAUUUAUAUCGUUACGAGUAGAUCAGUCGGAAUUUAUUACAAAGAUUCACACAGGUACGUUUUUUACGCCAGUCCCUCCCAGAAUAAUUAGCUAACGAUCCCUAUUUCUCAAAAGCCGCAAGAAAAAGACGGAUGCUUCCUACGUAAUUAUGUUCUGAGCGAGACUUCUUUGGUGCAAAAUUAAUUCUUAUGCAAAGUUGUACGCCUCGCUAUUCGAAGCAGAUUCAAGUUCGGUGAUAGGUUUUUCGGCAUUUCAAUCUAAAUUCAAUACUUUUUUACUUGACAGCAAAUUGGAGGACUGUAGAGGGCAUUUUAUGGUUUUUCGUGCUUUUUGCAGUCGUGUUUAUUUCAGGAUUAGACAGUGACUUAUCUGUACGUAUGGUUUUUUUUCUUGGAAUACUUGUAGAUGCCCUCUCAUAACCGAGCUUGGAAUACGUCACAUAUCUACCCUGCCAAGACUCCAAGUUCUCACACUCCGAUGGUGCCUCGGUCUUCGAGAUGACGCCAUUUCAUGCUUGGUUCAGCUGAAAGAAUUACGAUACCUCAGCAUAGCUGGUAAGCAUUUGUUCAGCCCCUAG
Molecule: messenger RNA, 8098 nt
Organism: Spirometra erinaceieuropaei
Lineage: Eukaryota; Metazoa; Platyhelminthes; Cestoda; Diphyllobothriidea; Diphyllobothriidae
Source: the annotation of a GenBank genome assembly